Molecule: messenger RNA, 2488 nt
Organism: Ornithodoros turicata
Lineage: Eukaryota; Metazoa; Arthropoda; Arachnida; Ixodida; Argasidae
Product: neprilysin-1-like
Exons: 4
Coding region: 276-2345 (689 amino acids)
Biological process (GO): protein processing
Cellular component (GO): plasma membrane
Molecular function (GO): metalloendopeptidase activity
Source: RefSeq, a predicted model, not a curated record
AGUGCGUGCUCUUCCUCUUAAUCCUCUGGGAAUGUAACUCACUGUGCCUAGUAGUGGAAGAACAAGAAGAUGUAACUGACGUUGACAUACUCCUCGAACCAAUCUAUUUUCACUGCUAUAACGCUCCGAGAACCAAGGGAAGUAUCCGGUUUUGUCGUUUGUCUGCCCGGCUGUACAAGCGCUGCCUCAGCCAACGCUGGAUACACGCCAUUUCGCGCGACAACGAAGUGCGGGGCCGGUUCCAGACGGAGGGGUUGCAUUUGCGGGAGGUCACAAUGCUAUCCAGUGACAACCUCACGAGCACAGGGUCGCACCAGGUUCCGGCUGCAGGUGCCCACAUGGGUUCGCCGGCGGUCACUGGGGAUCCCGAGGAAGGGAAGAAACGACUCAUGACUGCGGGAACAAUCGUUACAGUGAUGACGGCGAUUGUCAUAAUUAUCUUUAUCGUAUCCAAGAAAGCAUCGCCCAGAAGCAGUGGAGCAGUGGUUUACAAGUACUGCAGUAGCUUUGAAUGCGUGGAGUACGGAAGACUGUUGAAUGCUUCUCUGGAUGUCACGCAAGACCCCUGCAAUAAUUUCUAUCGAUUCGUCUGCAACGGCUGGGACCGGACGCACGAGAAGUCUGUGUCCCAUCAACACCACCUAGACCACAUGUCAGCGAUUGCUACGAAAGCACAAUACAGGAGAGUGCCUCAGACCGGACAAUCUGCUGUUCAGAAGGCAGCCAAGUUUUAUCAAAGUUGCAUCGAGCUUGCGCAAAAAAACCGGUCUGAAUUGCUAGAGUUCAUGGAGAUGCUUCGGAACGGGAAUAUCACGUGGCCCAGCAGACCAAGAGGGGGUGAUUUACUUCGAGUAAUGUCUUAUGCUUGCGUCCACUGGAAUGCUAGUCCGUUAUUACAGUUUGAAAUAGGUAGCAUGCCAAAUGGAACAACAGUUGUGAACAUCAUUCCAGGAUCAUUCGUUCCAGUUUGGGAGGGUAUACGGCAAGAUCUCGUCCGCAUGAAUCGCUAUUAUGAAUACUUUAGAAUGUCUUACCAGCUGAUGGGAAUGCCGAAGCCAACUGUAGAAGUCUACAACAAGUUUAAAGCGACCGAAGAUAUACUACUGGAAAUACUUUCAACAGGUUUGAAUGAUAGCACAAGCAAAGUAUUCAGCGAACAUGACUUCCAAGGUGUGAGCAGUGCAUUUAAGCAGAACCGAUGGCGGAUGCUCUUUGAAGAAGUUGUAGGUAUUCCAAAAGAUAAGGAUAUCGCAAUCUCAUUGGCAUCAUUGGGAUAUUUUGUUGCAUACAAUGAAGAAACAAGAAAACUAACAGAAGACACGAUGAUUGAGUUCCUCUCGUGGGGCGUGAUCUUCGAACUCGGUCCAUUGUUUCUCCCAGAAAUGGCCGUCUUGACAUACAAGUCAAAGGCGCAGAACUCGGAUGCAGCCAUGUACUGUUGUCUAGUUCACGUUGAAAAGUACAUGGGAUACGCUCUCACAAUGCCAUAUUUCACAGAAGCCAUUCCUGUGGACACCCAGCAGCGUAUCAAUAGAAUGUAUAAAACCGUCUCCACCGUUAUUGAGAAAAGAAUCGGGAAAUUAGAAUUCAACUAUCAAACGUACCUAGAGAGCAAAAGAGCUGGCGGAAUAUUUGGCGGGUUUAACCGCGCAAUAUCAAAUUCAGCUCUGAACGAACGCUAUGCAACGUUUCCGGACAUGGAGAACCUCUUCACCAAGAACCUUCUCAAAGCUGUCGCCGCAAAGAGACAGCACCCCGCCGCUGAACCUCUCUACCUGCUUCGCUCGAAGGACUACGGCCUGUAUGAACCUAAAGAAGCAGUUAUACACGUUUCUCCUUUUGCUAUGGAGAUCCCUUUCUAUGGUACAACGCUUUCCAAGGCAAUACGCUUUGGUGCAAUCGGAUCUUUUCUACUAACUGCGCUCGUUACUGACAUAUUCACGAAUGUAGUCUUACAAAUGACGACCGAAAAUCAGAAGAACCUCACAAGUGUCACAGCAUGUCUGCGAAACGCCAUCAGCGAAGGCUCUCCCAAUGACACGACGGUAUAUGAUGCUAUUUCUGUCCAGCUCGUAAAGGAGGCUUACGAUUCUAGUAAAAAACAGGAACGAGAUGGAAGACUAACAGGCGUGCCCAAGUACAAUGAGAUACAGCUAAUGCUUAUCGUCACCUGCUAUCUCCGGUGUAGCGGGUCAAGCAGUAUGCAUGAAGACAGCUGCAACGUACCAAUGCAGAACUUGGAGCUCUUCACUGCAGCUUUUAGCUGUUCAGCAGGAAGCCCCAUGAGCCCGGAGCACAAAUGUUUAUUUUUUAACCCACAUCUACAAAGUAAUACGUCGAAUUGAUACUGGUAGGUGGUACAGCAUAAAGUGGAACACGAGUUCGCAUGAUUAUGCCUGGCCGUCCUGAUGGUAUUUUCCUGUUUUUUGGUUGCAUGCGUUGGAGACUGCGAUGCCCAUAUAAUAUGAUCAAUACAAGAUUCUUAUGA